AUGAUCCUAUGCAUGAUCCUCCCCAAGUGCGGUGGUAUGCGGUCUCCCCAGUCCCCAUUCCAGCACUGCCCGCGUAUCGAGAACGACGACGAUGAUGGGAAAGCUGCACCCGACUGGGAUGAAUCUGAAGAUGAGGAAGAUGUCAUAUUGAGAGACAAGGACGAAGACCCGAACGCACCGUUACGCCCACCACCCUCUUCCGACUCGUUACUUUUUGAUUCGUCCGACGAUGAGAUCGAGAUGGAGUCAGAGGAGCUGGAGGAGAUCCUCACCGAUGCACCAGCUUUCAGGAGGAUAAAGAAGGACAGAUUCGUGCCUGUGGUUGAGGAGGUGGUUGAGGAUGGAGGCGAAUUCAAGCUCGGCCCGUGGGUACAGGGCGUUGGGAAGUAG
Molecule: messenger RNA, 390 nt
Organism: Cyclocybe aegerita
Lineage: Eukaryota; Fungi; Basidiomycota; Agaricomycetes; Agaricales; Hemipholiotaceae
Source: the annotation of a GenBank genome assembly